Anastrepha obliqua is the source of this 527-nucleotide messenger RNA. Its product is annotated as calcium-dependent secretion activator-like. The transcript is spliced from 2 exons. Bases 85 to 456 code for a protein of 123 amino acids. The record is from RefSeq and is a predicted model, not a curated record. NCBI's taxonomy places the organism in Eukaryota, Metazoa, Arthropoda, Insecta, Diptera, Tephritidae.
AUAUUUCUGCAAUCAAGGAAUAUUUAAAUUAGAUCCUCACUUGACUGAGUUUAUAUAUUGUAAAGCUAUAAAAUCAAUCCAGCUAUGAUCGAUCCAAGUUCAAGUGAAGAGGAAGGCGAUGAUGAGCCCGUGAUCGUAGCGCUCCCGAAAGGCCGUCCUGUUAUGAUAACAUCUUCUACUUCAACUUCCAAAUCAAAUCUUGCAACGACAAAUGCAGACUCGAACGUCUCUAGCUUUAAACUCAAUGGGGAGCACUUUCAAACAUCUUCACAUAAGUCAAUUGGGGCGUCUGCUAAUGGCUUUGAAAGUGGCAGUGCCAGUGUAGCGAUUAGCGGAAACGGCAAGUUAGAGCACAGUACCCACACGAUAGUUGGUAGUGACGCAUCCGGAAAUUUAGAAGUACCAAGCAGUGCCAUACCAAGAAGUACACCACACAACAACUCAUUCCAACUCUGAUUUUGAAAUCCUGUUCGAAUUGGUGAUCGAUAAUUUUGUCACUAUAAUGGUCAAUGGAAAUUUGCGUGUAU